Myxocyprinus asiaticus (Chinese sucker) is the source of this 4332-nucleotide messenger RNA. RefSeq names its product potassium inwardly rectifying channel subfamily J member 3b (gene kcnj3b). Gene Ontology annotation, molecular function: G-protein activated inward rectifier potassium channel activity. Gene Ontology annotation, cellular component: plasma membrane. NCBI's taxonomy places the organism in Eukaryota, Metazoa, Chordata, Actinopteri, Cypriniformes, Catostomidae. The transcript is spliced from 3 exons. Gene Ontology annotation, biological process: regulation of monoatomic ion transmembrane transport; potassium ion import across plasma membrane. The record is from RefSeq and is a predicted model, not a curated record. Bases 1265 to 2884 code for a protein of 539 amino acids.
GAUGACGUUCUAUGACAGUCUUCCGUUGCAGAUAGCACUGACACCUACAGAGCAGCUGAGUCAGUCCAUUAUAGACCAGGAGUUAUUUACAUGAUUCUAAAAUAACACACUAAUAGUGCCCUUAUCUUCUAGCAACCUGCCUAAUGGGAAGAGAUGGGGAACCUCAGUGUUGCAAAGUGGCACAUAGAUGUCAAAUAAGGUUUCAGUGGAUGUUAGCAAAGUCUUUUUUUUAAGAGAUUGUCAGAAAAUUUUAUUUAAUGCUGUGUCAUAAAUUAGCCCUGAUCAUAACAGUGUGCUUUUGAAGGUUUAUCAAAUGAAGAAUGCAUUUUGUCAAAGAUAACUGGUUCCUCCUGCUCUAUCAGACACUGAUGUGACAGUAUAUUCAUCACUUGUAUCUUCUUCAUUCAUCAUUUUGACCCAUAAAGGGCCAAAUAGGCCUAUAUUAAAGGCUGGACAUGAAUUAUUUUCUGAUGAACUGCAUACACACAUGCCUUGCAGAGAUUACGUUAUGUGUAACACUGUUCAGAGAGACAUAUUACAAGCACAGCAGCAAAAAAAAAAAAAUAUUAAAAAAAAAAAAAUGUACCCAACACAAGAACACGUGUUCAUCCCACCCCCAUCUCCCAUCUCCACCACCCUCUCCGAGAAGUUCCUCUUAUUUGUCAGGGCUGGAGAUGGAGUUUCAUAGCAGGAGGCGCGCAGUGCGCAGCAACCGAGAACAGUGAGAAAACGAGUGGCAUCAGAUAAAAGAUCUCAGCGCUUGCCAGCCUCCAGGAACAUCAGAGGCGGUGAGUUAAAACUUGGACAAUAUCCUUAGGGCGUCCACCAACUAGCAUCUUAUUAAAUUGGAGUGAUACACCUGGUGAAACAGGAGUGGAUGAAGGUGGAGGAGGGUGCCAACGCACAAUUACUAGAUUGCGCCAAACCAAUCUGAGAUAACAAAUUACUCAGAUCCGUAUUUUUCCACCAUUUACAGCCUCGACUGAGUGAGUAUUCUUUAGUUAUGUGGAUUUGGAGAAGAGAAGGAGAUCUGCAUCGCUCCAUCCCAAGAGAAGCGCACCACGAUUGAGAGACGCACGGAUAAUACUCCUGCGGUAAACCCAGAAAAACGAAUAAACUCGCUCCAGAUUGGGAUUUUCAGUAAUCUUCUCAGAAAUGAGGGAGAGUUGUGUACCUGAAGUGUGAAGAAAGCCGAAAACAUUUUGUCCUGAACAAGCGCGCAUAAACAUUCUGCUAUAUUUCGGGACAACCUCAGGGGUGGAGGAUGUCAGCGUUGCGGAAGAAAUUUGGGGAUGAUUAUCAGGUGGUGACCACCUCAUCCAGCGGCGGCGGGUUCAACCAGGCGGCCCCCGAGAAGAAAAAGAAGCGUCAGCGCUUUGUGGACAAGAACGGCCGCUGUAACGUCCAGCACGGGAACCUGGGAGGAGAAACCAGCCGGUACCUGUCCGACCUGUUUACCACGCUCGUGGACCUCAAAUGGCGGUGGAAUCUGUUCAUUUUCAUCCUUACCUACACGGUUGCGUGGCUCUUCAUGGCCUCGAUGUGGUGGGUCAUUGCCUUUAUACGUGGAGACCUUUACCAGGCCCACGAUGAUAAGUACACACCGUGCGUGGCCAAUGUGCAUAACUUUCCCUCAGCUUUUCUUUUUUUCAUCGAAACCGAGGCCACUAUCGGCUACGGUUACCGGUACAUUACAGACAAGUGUCCGGAGGGCAUUAUUCUGUUCCUCUUCCAGUCCAUCCUAGGGUCUAUAGUGGAUGCUUUUCUCAUCGGCUGCAUGUUCAUCAAGAUGUCCCAGCCGAAGAAACGGGCAGAGACGCUGAUGUUCAGCGAGCACGCGGCUAUUUCCAUGCGUGACGGCAAACUGACCCUCAUGUUCCGCGUGGGUAACCUGCGGAACAGCCAUAUGGUCUCCGCGCAAAUACGCUGCAAACUACUCAAAUCUCGUCAAACUCCUGAAGGUGAGUUUUUGCCUCUGGAUCAACUUGAACUGGACGUUGGUUUCAGCACUGGAGCCGACCAGCUUUUCUUAGUGUCUCCUCUGACGAUAUGCCACGUGAUUGACUCCAAGAGCCCAUUCUAUGACCUCUCACUGAGGUCCAUGCAGACAGAGCAAUUUGAGAUUGUGGUUAUCUUAGAGGGGAUCGUGGAGACCACUGGUAUGACAUGCCAGGCGCGCACCUCGUACACAGAGGAUGAGGUACUGUGGGGUCACCGUUUUUUCCCAGUAAUUUCUCUGGAGGAGGGUUUUUUCAAAGUCGACUAUUCACAGUUCCACGGCACUUUUGAGGUUCCAACACCUCCACACAGCGUUAAAGAACAAGAGGAGAGCUUGCUCCUGUCCUCCCCUCUGACAGCCCCCUCUCUCUGUCACAGUGCAGGGGGGGUGACUGAGGGCAGCGGCACUCUGGAGGGUCUGGAACUCCAGAGCGAUGCAGAAACUGGAUCCAUCAAUAUAUCAACCCCUAUGCCCACCACCAAAAUGCCUGCCAAACUUCAGAAGCUAACGGGGCGGGAUGUCCUCAUCCGGGACGGAAUGCCUCGAAAACUUCUGCGCAUGAGCUCAGAGAUCACGUACAACUUGGGGGACCUACCUGUCAAACUCCAGAGAAUCAGCUCAGCUCCAGGCGUGGCAGAGGAGAGGCUUCAGCCAAUCAGCGGUGUACUUAGCCCCAUGGAGGACAGGCUUACUUCCAAGCUGGGCUUGGUUGGCGGAGUUGAACCCAUCAGCCAAUCAGUGACUGAUCUACCCCCAAAACUGCAAAGGUUGGCUGGAGGGGUUGGAGUAGGUGGAGUUGGAAUCGGAGGAAGAAUGGAUGGCCAUCUGCCUCCCAAACUGAGAAAAAUGAAUUCCGAGAGGUUCACAGGGUUAAGUUUCAAAUGAACAGACUUCUAUAUAUAUAUACAUGUUUUUCCCAUUUAUCUCUUUUGAAAUUACAGUUCAGUGAAAUAGACAAUCUAUACUUAUAGCAAUUUAUAUAUGGAUAAAAUAUUAGACAAAUGCUAAUCCUCUGCACAAUCUGGAAUGUUUGGACUACAAACAGCAUGAAAGAAUUCCUUUUCAAUACCUAAUUACAGGUAAUAGAUAUUAUUACAAUAUUCAUUGAUGAUUCAGUAUAUAAUCUUUUAUAUUAGCCUAUUAGCCAAACUUCUUUUGAGGGCUUGCCUAUAUUAUUAAAUUCUUAAAUAAAGAAUUCUUAAAUAAAGAACAUCGAUAUAAUUAUCAGAGUUCAAUAUCAGUGAUCCCUGAUAAUCCAUGACAGCUAUUGGUUUUAAAAAAAAGCCAAUGACUGUAAGCCUGAGUUAGCCGUUUGGGUUUUUUAUCAGUAGAUUUGUUAUUGUGGUUCACAAUAACAUAUUGAUAGAUUAGUUUCUCUGGUCUUCUGACUUAAAGAAAUGGCCAUUUAUUGAAAUAUAACGAAUUUAUGGAUGAACUGACUCAGGUUUUUUUUUUUUCUUUUUUUUUUUAUCUAUUGCAUGAUUUAUUAUUUCAUAAUCAAGCCAGAUUAUCUCACAUUGAAAAUUAAGCCUUAACUAUAAGGUGUCAAAUAUAAAAUACUGUAAAACACCAAACAUGACAGCCCAGUUGUCAGCAUUUAUCUCAAGAAGUAUUUUAUAAAUAAAUAAGACAAUGUGGAGUUAUUUUCAGAGCUACCUGUCGAAAAAUAAGGCACACAGUAUUUCACAUUUGACUCCUAAUACUUAAUUGAUUUUGUAUAUGAUGGUUUGUCAAUGAUUGUUUCCUGCUGUUCUCCGUUUAGCAGUUUAAACUUAGUUGAAACGUUAAAAUAUUUUCUGGACCUGAAUGACUUGAGUAUUGUGGACAGAUGGGUUAAAGUAAAAAAAAAAAAAACACAAAAAAAAACAUCAAAGACAGAAAAGAGCACAAUGGAUAUGUUAAUCAUUUUAAUAUGCUUUAUAGAUCUUAAAGAACUUGUCAAUGUUGUUAUGGCUUUGUUUAAAUCUUGUGUUUGAAAACCAAAGCAAUAAUAUUAUAAAUUGCAGUGAAACUUCUGACUUGACAAAUCUCGUACCUUAUGUUAUGUUAACGUUAAAUGGUUUUACAGUUUUCUAAUUGUGUUUAUCUCAAUACAUUCUAUUCUACUUCUGACAAAUAUUAGGAUGGCAGUUGGAGUGGUUUACAAUACUGUAAUAAAUGUUUUGUGAUGUGUUAUAAGUCUGUUAUAAGAGGGAACUAAUGAAGGAUGAAUGUUUAUCUGAAGCAAGUCCAAAAUGAAGUUCAGAGUGGACUUGCCUAUGUUUAAAAGCAUAUAAGCUCAUUAGUAUUGGCAGAGGUCUUCCCCACAAAUAAAGCAGUUUGAUCUGGUUUGA